AUGUCUUUGUUCAAGCGGCAUCCACCGCCGUCCGACAUCGACGAGAAUGAUACCAUAGACCCACAACUUCGUCUCCGCACAGUGCACACAGCGGCUUCCACUAUCGCAGAAUCCAUCCGUUCAGAAAUUAGAGCGCAAAAGAGGCGGACCCAGAAGAGAUUCUUGUUUUCUCGCAAGAAUGCAAAGAAACCAAAGAUUUCAGAACCAGGCCCAUCAACGUCCCAAGUAGCUGAGGCGCCCUCAGCCCCGCAAUCGCGGAUUCCAGGCGCCCGGAGGAACAUAUACGUUAAUCAACCACUCUCUGCUAUGGAGACAGACCAUCAUGGCGAACCGCUCGCCCGGUAUGCAAGGAACAAAGUUCGCACAAGCAGGUAUACACUCUUGACCUUUCUGCCAAAGAACUUAUUUGAACAAUUUCACCGCGCUCGUGAUUUUUCAACGACGCCUGUCGAGGAUUAUAGACGAGCCCGACUCGAUGAGGAAGUGAACACUUCGGCAAUAACGCGACUCGGGCAGUGGCGCAAUGUAAAUUUGGCCCUUGAUCCCCGACCAUGGUACCAACGACUGCUCCAUAUAAAUGCUCCUGGAAAAAUCACUCGUGGAGUGCAGAAAUUACGGGAGAAGGAAGCAGGCGAAGGAAAGCAGGUCAUCUUGAGCAAGGGCGGUGAGGAUAGGGUCAGCAUGAGUACCACAGACAUGAACGAUAGUAUUACAGCCUUGGGCGGAUCUCACCCUCCUACAGCGGCAGGUGGCCGGCAACUGGAGGACAUUGAAGGCAGUAUAGGCAGCGUGGACUUACAUACCUAUCCUCCAGGGCUCUCGGAAAACGAGCUUGGAGGAUGGGGCCAGCACAGUAUGUCCCUAUCAAACUAUGUGCAGUCAUCUCCUUCACGGUCAUAUCUGGGCGUGGUAGAUUGGAGCAGGCGCACGAAUGGGACAGCCCGUUGGGAGAGGACGUUGUGGAAGAAGCUGGAGGUCGGCGACAUCGUGCUUCUACGGGAAGAUGAACAGGUUCCUGCUGAUAUCGUCGUAUUAUCGACAUCAGAUGCAAGCGGACUGUGCUAUCUUGAAACCAAGAACCUUGACGGCGAAACGAACCUCAAGGUACGGAAGGCAAUACAGGCUACGGCAUCCCUUAGCUCAGAAGAAGACAUCGAAAAAUCCUCCUUUGUCCUUGAUUCAGAACCUCCGCACCAGAACUUGUAUGUAUACAAUGGGGUUCUGCGAUAUACGGAUGCUACCACGGGCGAACCUCGUAAAGAGGGUGUCACUAUCAAUGAACUGCUCCUUCGUGGCUGCACGGUGCGCAACACCGCAUGGAUCAUCGGACUGGUCGUCUUCACCGGCCCGGACACCAAGAUAUACUUGAACGGUGGACAGACACCAUCAAAGCAAUCGAAGAUCGCGAAGGAGACAAACUUUAAUGUCAUAAUGAACUUCCUGUUCUUGGUCAUCAUCUGUUCGGUGUCGGCGACCAUCAACGGCGUCAUGGAUGGGCUAACGGCCACAAGCACGUAUAUAUAUGAGCAAGGUGUUGAACCCACCAGUUCCAAUGCACUCAACGCACUAGUUACUUUCGUGUCAUGUCUCAUCGCCUUUCAGAACAUCGUCCCAAUCUCCCUGUUCAUCUCCAUUGAGAUCGUCAAGACCAUCCAAGCCUACUUCAUCGCUCAAGAUUUGGAUAUGUACUACAAGCCCUUCAACACCGCCUGUGUCCCAAAGAACUGGGGUAUUUCUGACGAUCUCGGGCAAAUCGAAUAUAUAUUCUCCGACAAGACUGGAACGCUGACCCAAAACGUGAUGGAGUUCCAAAAAUGCUCGGUGCGCGGAGUCAUAUACGGAGAGGGCGUUACAGAAGCGCAGCGCGGGGCUGCAACGAGGGAAGGCCAGGCUGACGCAGUAGCACCAGAAGAGCUGGCAGAAAAGCUUGCAUCGCUCAAGGAUACUAUGGUUACCAAGCUGACAAAGCUAUUCAAGAACCGCUAUAUGCAAGUCAACAAACUCACGCUUGUUUCGCCCAAGCUUGCAGAGGACCUCGCAGACCGCUCGACGGAACAAUAUUCUCAUAUCGUCGCAUUUUUCCGUGCCUUGGCUGUGUGCCACUCGGUCUUGGCAGAUAAGCCUGAGCCACAGGAGCGCCCUUAUCACUUGGAGUAUAAGGCUGAGUCUCCAGAUGAGGCGGCGUUGGUUGCUGCUGCGCGGGAUGUUGGCUUUCCUUUUGUGGGCAAGCAGAAGGACACGAUUGACAUUGAAGUGCUUGGCCAACCUGAACGGUUCACGCAUAUGAAGACGCUCGAGUUCUCUAGCGCACGUAAGCGCAUGAGCGUCAUCGUUCGUGCAUCAGAUGGACGCCUCAUCUUAUACUGCAAAGGGGCGGACAGCGUCAUAUACGAACGGCUUGCCGAGGAUGUGGACCCUGCUUUGAAGGAGAAGACGACGAAGGACAUGGACUUUUUCGCUAAUGGUGGUUUGCGCACGCUCUGCAUUGGUUAUAGAGUGCUCGAGGAGGAUGAGUUCUUGAGGUGGGUGCGGACGUAUGAAGAUGCUCAAUCGGCUAUCGACAACCGUGACGAGGCCAUUGAAAACGCGGCUGCUGAAGUGGAACACUCGUUGCAGAUACUGGGCGCUACGGCUCUUGAGGACAAGCUACAAGAAGGAGUGCCGGAAGCUAUUGAAAUGCUCCAUCGCGCUGGAAUCAAGCUUUGGAUUCUCACAGGCGACAAACUCCAGACCGCGAUCGAGAUUGGUUUCAGCUGUAACCUCCUGAAGCAAGAUAUGGAAGUCAUGAUCCUGUCUGCUGAUACCCCCGAAGGCACUCUUGCUCAGAUAGAAGCGGGUCUCAACAAGAUUGCGUCGAUAUUGGGUCCGCCUACUUCGAAAACACUGGAACGUGGGUUUGUCAUUGGCGCUAAAGUUUCCUUUGCGGUCGUUAUCGAUGGUGACACCCUACGUCAUGCCCUGACGCCGGAUAUCAAGCCUUUGUUCCUGAACCUUGGUACCCAGUGCGAAACAGUCGUAUGUUGUCGUGUCUCCCCUGCCCAGAAGGCAUUGACCGUGAAGCUGGUCAAGGAGGGUCGGAAGGCGAUGACGUUGUCCAUAGGAGAUGGUGCUAAUGACGUCGCAAUGAUUCAAGAAGCCAAUGUUGGUUGUGGUCUACUUGGACACGAAGGUUCACAAGCUGCUAUGUCUGCCGAUUAUGCCUUUGGUCAAUUCAGGUUUUUGACGAAGUUGCUGCUCGUCCAUGGGAGGUGGUCGUACCAGCGUAUUGCUGAUAUGCAUAGUAAUUUCUUUUACAAGAACGUUAUCUGGACGUUGGCCAUGUUUUGGUUUAUGCCAUUUUGCUACUUUAUUUUGUUUUACAACCUCAUCUUUACCUCACUGCCUGUCAUCGUGCUCGGAUCAUUCGAUCAAGAUAUCAAUGCUAAAGCUGCCCUUGCUUUCCCUCAGCUCUAUGUUCGUGGCAUCAGGGGCUUGGAGUACACGCGGACAAAGUUCUGGUUCUACAUGCUCGAUGGUCUUUACCAAUCUGCGGUCGUCUUCUUCAUUCCCUACUUGGUCUGGCAGCUUGGACUGGCUGUGGCGUCCAACGGCAGAGGGAUUGAUUCUUUAGCUGACUUCGGGACAACCGUUGCGGUUGCUGCUAUUUUUGCAGCGAAUACAUAUGUCGGGAUGAACACUCACUACUGGACCUCUAUCACUUGGAUAGUCAUCGUCGGAUCAUCCCUUGUCAUGAUGCUUUGGAUCGUGAUCUACUCGUUCCUUCCAGUCAACACCUUCUUCUCUAAUACGGAUGGAUUUAUAGACGAGGUAGAGAUUCUCUUCUCCAAUGUCACGUUUUGGACGACAGUUGUUUUCUCCGUUUUGGUGGCACUGGCGCCUCGGUUCCUCACCAAGUUCUUCAAGUCGACGUAUAUGCCCUUGGAUAAAGACAUUGUUCGCGAGAUGUGGGUUAUAGGGGAUCUCAAAGAUCGUCUAGGAAUCCGCCAUCGCAAGGAAUCAAAGAACAAACAUGUUAUUGACCUUGAGACUGCACCCAUGUUUCGCGAACCUCACGCUCGUUCAGCGUCAGAAUUGGCUUUGCAGCAAAGUUACGAGCCGACAUCUUCAAGAUCCCCCGCAGAUGCUAUCGAGCUGGUCCCCCAGGCCGCUCUACCGAAUCCCUACAACACGGAAGAUAGUGUCUCGCCCAGUCCCUCUUACUACUCGCCAUCUGACAUCCCUGCCCCCUCGCCCAUACCACCCUCGUUAUACAAGUAUUCAUCAGGAGAAAUAAGCAGCCAAACAUUUGCCGGGCCGUCGCGCUCACACUCCCUGAGCCCUGAGCCUCCCGUUCCUAUAUUGACUUAUCCACGCCCCUCGCACCCCUCCGCACCCUCAUUCCUUGGCACCUGGACGGCAACCCCUCGUCCAACUUCAGCCAGAGACUUCAUGAUCACGACGCUGGCGAAGGUCGGUAUCGACCAGAAGAAUCUGAUCAAGAAGACCAGGCAGACAGCUCACUGGCGUGGGACGAGCCGCGGGUUCUCUGAGGUCUUUUUGGCUUCUGCUGGAUGUCGAUGUAUCAUAGGAGUGACGUUGUGA
This is a messenger RNA of Suillus fuscotomentosus, 4581 nucleotides long. RefSeq lists its product as uncharacterized. The record is from RefSeq and is a predicted model, not a curated record. NCBI's taxonomy places the organism in Eukaryota, Fungi, Basidiomycota, Agaricomycetes, Boletales, Suillaceae. The coding region runs from base 1 to 4581 and encodes 1526 amino acids. Gene Ontology annotation, biological process: phospholipid translocation. Gene Ontology annotation, cellular component: plasma membrane. The transcript has 14 exons. Gene Ontology annotation, molecular function: ATP hydrolysis activity; ATP binding; ATPase-coupled intramembrane lipid carrier activity.